Molecule: messenger RNA, 912 nt
Organism: Neolamprologus brichardi
Lineage: Eukaryota; Metazoa; Chordata; Actinopteri; Cichliformes; Cichlidae
Source: RefSeq, a predicted model, not a curated record
CUUUCCUGAAGGAUCAAAGCAGUCUGUGCUCCCGUCGCGUGGUCCUGGAUCAGGACUGCGGCCGUCUGCCAGCCCUCAGCAUGGACAGCUACACUGACACCCAGCUGUUUAGUGAUAUGAGCACAGAUGCAGCUGUUGUUCCUGUGGUGGUGUCUUCAGUCAUCCUACAGUCUGCAGAUCACACUCAGACUGAGCUGAAGAUCACAGGUGGAGAAAACGUCAGUCCUGUUCUCAUCAACCCCACCCUCUGUGGAAAUGUGGUGCUGAAGGUUGUCUAUGUGAUAAAGUACAACCCACAGGGUAAGAUAGAAAAUGCAACGGUGUCUGUGGUGCUUGGAUUUGUAACUGAAGCUGUGCUGCGUUUGGAACAGGAGUUUCAGGUCACGUACAUCCAGGCAGAUGGGGGGGACGUGAAUGUCCACUACAGCGGAAAUCCAGGUUAUGUGGUCGGCCUGCCGCUUGUGUCUGGAACAAGAACAGCCGAUGGGAUCGUCAGAAGCGUUGACCUCAGAGACACUCUGUCUCUGCUCCUCAGCACUGAGGACCAGGACUGUCUGCAGGGUCCACAUCAGCGCUCACCUGUCCUCUUUGGUCAAGACUCUGUGUCUGGCUGCCUGUUAAGGUUGGAAGAUGGUGUAAAUUGCACUAUUGUCUCGCAAGAGCUUCUAGGAGUUUUGAGAGGAUUUAACUAUCCUUAUUAUGUGGCUUCCUUUGGAAACUCCCGCCUGGACAAUCUCCUGGACUGGGUGCCAAUCACGACCAACUUCAAUCCCACAGUGAGUGAGGUCAACCAAGGGGCACAGUAUCUUAUGAUGAUCACUGUCAUUGCACUGAGUGAUGAGUCAGGGAGUAAUCUUAGAUCACUUCAUGAUGAUCUAAAUUAGGGGUGGGCGAUAUAAACGAUAUACGAUA